This is a messenger RNA of Striga hermonthica, 839 nucleotides long. Lineage: Eukaryota; Viridiplantae; Streptophyta; Magnoliopsida; Lamiales; Orobanchaceae. The record is from the annotation of a GenBank genome assembly.
AUGUGCACGAGCUUCUCCAGGAAUUUGAGGGAGUACUAGGCGAACCUAAGGGACUACCUCCGCACCGGGAGUUCGAUCAUCGCAUACCUCUGAUCAACGAACAACAUGCAAUCCACGUUCAUCCAUAUAGGUACGCUCACUUUCAGAAAACCGAGAUCGAACGGCAAGUGGCCGAGAUGCUUGAAUCAGGACUAAUACAACAUAGCAAGAGUCCGUUUUCUUCUCCAGUCCUGUUAGCCAAAAAGAAAGACGGCACGUGGAGGUUCUGCACUGACUACCGAGCUCUAAACGCUGCAACCAUCAAGGACCGAUUUUCUAUUCCAAGUGUUGAUGACAUGCUCGAUGAGUUAGCCGGGUCACGCUAUUUCUCUAAACUCGAUCUAAGAGCUGGUUACCAUCAGAUUCGACUCCACAAAGCCGACAUUCUCAAGACGGCCUUUCGUACACACCAGGGACACUAUGAGUAUCUUGUCAUGCCGUUCGAAUUAUGCAACGCCCCAUCCACUUUCCAGUUCGCCAUGAAUUCUAUCUUCAAGGAGUAUCUGCGUAAGUUCGUUCUGGUAUCCUUUGAUGAUAUCCUGAUCUAUUCGAAGUCAUGGGGCGAACAUCUUGGGCAUUUGAGAGUGGUGCUCGAAUUUCUGGAGGCCAACGCGUUCCACAUAAAGCCGUCCAAAUGUUCUUUUGGGCAGAUGAUGGUUGAAUAUUUGGGGCACUUCAUAUCACACGAGGGCGUGAAGGUCGACCCACGAAAGAUUGAGGCUAUGGUCGAUUGGCCUAAGCCAACUAGUCUCACGCAGUUGAGAGGAUUCCUAGGUCUCACGGGCUACUACCGGAAAUUC